Molecule: messenger RNA, 2874 nt
Organism: Ceratosolen solmsi marchali
Lineage: Eukaryota; Metazoa; Arthropoda; Insecta; Hymenoptera; Agaonidae
Gene: AMPdeam
Product: AMP deaminase
Exons: 13
Coding region: 309-2666 (785 amino acids)
Biological process (GO): AMP metabolic process; IMP salvage
Cellular component (GO): cytosol
Molecular function (GO): AMP deaminase activity
Source: RefSeq, a predicted model, not a curated record
AGCACUCGCUGGUCGGCUUACUCUGUAGGAGGACACCUCGCGCGCCCCUUCAAAAACGAAUCUCCUGUUUAACCGAGGUGGGGAAGAAGCGAAGUCGCUAUUAUCGAUGCUUAGAUAAAGAGCUCGAGCAGGAGCCUAAGGCGGAAAAACGUGAUUCUUUCAUAAGUUGAUAAAUGUGUGAGUUGAAAGAUAAAAAACGUAGUUGCAUCGAUCUCGUCCGCUGUUCAAUGUGCAUUGCGGAUUGAUAAUUGUUGCGCGGAAGGUGGACAUAAAUUGCCGGAAACAUCGAAGAAAAGUUUUACUGAAGGAUGGACGAGACGACGGCAGUUGCCAUGAAUCUAGUGACGGAUGCCCCAAAUGGAAAUGUAUAUUACGAACCGGAUGGCGAAGGAGAUGGCGACAGUUUAACCACGCCUUGUCAUCAUCCGUCAAAUAUCCGCGAACGAAGCGAGAGCCCGGUGUUCAGCCUAGAGGGUGGCCCUACCAAUGGCAAUGGAAACGGCAGACUUAGACUUAUUCAGCACGAGUUGCCCAACGAGAUCUCGGCUCCGUACGAGGUACCACAAUUUCCAAUUGAGCAGAUUGAAAAGAAGCUACUUAUUCAGCGCCAACUCACCGUCAAGGCAGCUAAGGAUCUGGAGGAGCGUCGCAGUCAUUAUGAGCCGUCCAUUGGACCAAUUCCCGAUGACAGUGAUCACGUCUUUCCACUCGAGGAAAAUGAUUUUGUCCCUCAUUUCCAAAGAGUCUCCAUAUCCGGCGAGGACACGUCCGGGGUGCCGCUUGAGGACUUGCAGCAGGCCUCGCAAAUGCUCGUACAGGCGCUCGCUAUUCGCGAGAGAUACAUGAACAACUCAAAGCAGUCUUUCCCCACUAUUGCAUCUAGGUUCUUGCGUAGCGUCGACAAGAGGCCAAUUAAUCUCGAUGAAGAGAUGCAGCAUGACGAGCGCAAAGCGAUCGAAGAUCAUCCGGUGCACGCACCUGCAUCGCGAGGUGAUCCUUGGGAAUGUGAAUUCCCAACAAGCAAGAAUUACAAAAUAGCUCCGGUCAACGGGGUUUUCAAUCUCUUUGCUAGCGAAGACGAUUACAGCGAUGGGAAGCCCGUACCCUAUUCAUAUCCCGAUCUCGCUACAUUCGUCAGGGAUAUGAACAUCUUAUGCGCUAUGAUUGCGGAUGGACCACUUAAGUCCUUCUGCUACAGGCGACUCAGUUAUUUAUCAUCAAAGUUUCAAUUACACGUUCUCUUAAACGAGCUUCGGGAGCUUGCCAGUCAGAAAGCAGUGCCGCAUCGAGACUUUUAUAACAUUAGAAAGGUUGACACUCACAUUCACGCAGCCUCGUGCAUGAAUCAAAAGCACUUGCUUCGGUUCAUUAAGAAAACUCUGAAAAAUCAUGCCGAUGAAGUGGUGACAUGCUCGAAAAAUGGUGAAACAAUGACCCUGCAAGAAGUAUUCCAAUCUAUGAAUUUAACCACUUACGACCUAAGUGUCGAUAUGCUUGAUGUUCACGCAGACAGAAAUACAUUUCAUAGGUUUGAUAAGUUUAACGCAAAAUACAACCCAAUCGGCGAAAGUAGAUUAAGAGAAGUUUUUUUAAAAACUGACAAUUACAUUAAUGGUACAUUUUUUGCAAGCAUUAUUAAAGAAGUAUCGAGUGACUUAGAAGAAUCAAAGUAUCAAAAUUCUGAAUUACGACUUUCAAUUUAUGGCAAAGGUCCAGAGGAAUGGGAUAAGCUUGCAAAAUGGGCGAUCCAAAGUGAUGUAUAUUCUGACAAUGUACGCUGGCUCAUUCAAAUUCCUAGAUUAUACGAUAUCUUCAAAUUAAAUAAGCUCAUGAAUAAUUUCCAGGAAAUUUUAAAUAAUAUCUUUUUACCUUUAUUCGAAGUAACAAACGAUCCUACAACACACCCUGAACUGCAUAAAUUUUUGCAAUACGUAAUAGGGUUUGAUUCAGUAGAUGAUGAAAGUAAACCUGAAAAUCCUCUUUUCGAUAAAGAUGUUUGUCCUCCAGAAAAAUGGAACGAUAUAGAAAAUCCACCGUAUGGUUACUAUCAAUACUAUACUUACGCUAAUAUAACGGUACUCAAUCAUUUUAGAACGGAUCAAGGCUUAAAUACUUUUGUUCUAAGACCACACUGUGGUGAAGCCGGACCAAUUCAGCAUUUAGUUUGUGGAUAUAUGAUGGCUGAAAAUAUUUCUCAUGGACUUCUGUUGCGAAAAGUGCCAGUUUUACAAUAUUUGUAUUAUCUUACCCAAAUUGGCAUUGCUAUGUCUCCCCUUAGUAACAAUUCACUAUUUCUCAAUUAUCAUCGAAAUCCUUUACCAGAAUAUUUAGCCAGGGGUCUCUGUGUUUCAUUAUCUACAGACGAUCCUUUACAAUUUCAUUUUACUAAAGAACCGUUAAUGGAAGAGUAUAGUAUCGCUGCCCAGGUCUGGAAACUUAGCUCUUGUGAUAUGUGUGAGCUUGCAAGGAAUUCUGUUCUCAUGAGUGGAUUUCCACAUAAGAGUAAGCAGUACUGGCUAGGACCAAAUUACACGAAAGAAGGAGUUGCUGGCAAUGACAUUACUCGAACAAAUGUACCAGAUAUUCGAGUAGCCUAUCGCUAUGAGACCUUAAUCGACGAGCUUUCUAAUAUUUUCAAAGUUGUAGAAAAACCCGAUGUUUUCUAGUUAUUUACGAUAAAACCACGUGUACGCUAUCGGUUUUAAUAUUGCCAUAUAUUAUAGAAAUAUUUUAUUAAACAUUACAGUAAUAUUGCUCAAUCACAAUUGAUAUAUAAGAUUUGAUAAAGAAAUGACAAUAUAAACAAACUGCAUUUAGUUUGUUUAGUUUAUUAAUGAAAGCUAUAUAAUUGAAAACCUUUGGAAAGUGAUUAGA